Drosophila bipectinata is the source of this 714-nucleotide messenger RNA. RefSeq names its product yippee interacting protein 3 (gene yip3). The record is from RefSeq and is a predicted model, not a curated record. Gene Ontology annotation, cellular component: proteasome core complex. Lineage: Eukaryota; Metazoa; Arthropoda; Insecta; Diptera; Drosophilidae.
GACACUUUUUCGCCAUAAUCUUGGCUUGAGUAGGCUCAUUUACCUAAACUUUUCAACUCGAACGCCCUUGGGAUCGUCCAACCUCAUAAUGGCCAGCGCAGAUUCUCGAGAGGACGGCACCAUGGUGGGCGUGCUAUGUGACGAAGGAAUUCUACUGGCCACCAAUUCAAGGGACAACCUACUUUGCCACCUGGACGAGCGCGUAUAUUGCUGUGCUCCGCGUGCCGAUCGCGACAUCAUCCAGGACGUGGGAACCCAAGUGGACUACCAAACCAAUGACAGACACCAGAAGCUUACCGUGGCCCAGGUGAAGGACAUGCUGUGCCGCAAGUACGAGCAGGCUGCGACUGUGGAUAUCCUCGUGGCUGGCGAAGAUCGUAACGGCCUUCAUAUGUACGAACUCCAGCCAAAGGGAAAGGCAAGCAUCGUCCAGCAAGCAGCCAAGGGCGGAACGAAGGCCGAGGAAGUUCUGUUUUGCCUAGAUGUAUACCGAAAGGAUCCAAUGAAUCUGGCAGAGGCCGAGCAACUGGUGCGGGAGUCCUUGCAGGUUGGGCCCAACGAUUACGUGGAAAUGUGCUUCAUCUACAAGGAGGAGCCUAAUGAAGUAGAAGAGGGGACACCCCCGGAGAUACCUCCGGAAACGGAGUCCCAGGCUGAUGCCGAAAUACAGAGUGUAUCUGGUAGAUCGCCAGAAAGCAUGGCUUAAACGCUGAA